This is a messenger RNA of Gossypium raimondii (Peruvian cotton), 480 nucleotides long. RefSeq lists its product as uncharacterized. Gene Ontology annotation, molecular function: RNA-DNA hybrid ribonuclease activity; nucleic acid binding. Lineage: Eukaryota; Viridiplantae; Streptophyta; Magnoliopsida; Malvales; Malvaceae. The transcript has a single exon. The record is from RefSeq and is a predicted model, not a curated record. Bases 1 to 480 code for a protein of 159 amino acids.
AUGCCUCCGAUUCCGGCGAGUAAAAACUGGAUGAAGCCCCCGAAUGGUUAUGUAAAGAUCAACUUCGAUGCUGCGGUUCUGCAUAGGAGAAUGGGGUUCGGUUUUAUAGCUAGAGAUUCAGACGGUUUUGUAAUUGGGGGUAGCAGUGGUUUUAAAGAUAAGUUGAUGAAGGCGGAUUGGGCGGAGAUGGAAGCUUUUGAUGAGAGCUUGAAGAUGGCUUCCAAUCUUAAUAUUUCGAAAGUUAUUUUUGAAUCCGACUGUGCAAAUCUGGUCAACAAAGUCAAAAAGAGGGGACUGGACAUCACUAUUAUGGGAUGCUGCGUCAAUGAAGCCUGCAAGAUUUUUGAUAAUUUUGACUUGGUCAAAAUUAACUGGACAAACCGUAGCAGUAACCGAGUGGAGGAUUUUAUGUGUAAAUUUACCAAAACGGAUUAUCCUUCGGAGAUUCAUGAUAUUGUAAUGAAUGAGGCAAUUAAUUGA